AUGAAUGCAAGCAGUGAACGUGUUUCAAUUGUCACUGAUAAACUUUUGGAAGAUCUUCAUGAUUAUGUCUCUAUCCACAGAAUGAAUGUAUUUUUUGGAGCCAUCUGCUUUUCGCUGAAUAUCGUUUUGUUUUCUGUAUUUCUGUCCUCACCAACGUUACGGAAGAAACACAGAAACAGAAUUUUAAUGAUUCUCGGUCUGGCUGACACUUUCAACACUUUGGCGAUCCUUUUCAUGGGAAAGAAUCGAGUUGAAUUGUAUACAGAAGUCAUUCAAACUCAUCAUUUUCCCACCCGAACCGCAUGGCAAUGUGCUAUUGAGCCUUGGCUCAUUUUGAGAGGAAUCGGAGACAUCUGGCCACCUGUGGUACAAAUGGUUAUUGGAAUUCAACGAGCUCUCGCGGUUUUUACUCCCAUUUGGUUCCAUAAAACUGGCAGGAAUCGAUCGAGUUUCCUGUUUGGAUCAACACUUUUUAUUCUGCUACCAACCUUAUUGAUUGGAUUUGUGAUAGCAUAUAUCAAUAGGGAUGUGAAGGUCAUCUAUUGGUGUGGUCGAAAAGCAGCAUUUGGAACUGACUAUGCUACGUUCAUUUAUAUUAUCAAUAUAUUCGGAUAUUUCUUCAGUUUUCUCAUAAACUGUAUAACAAUGAUAAAGGCGUCUUCGACAAUCAACAGAUUGGUCCGUCGCCAAAUCAUAAACGUCCGAUACAGUCUUGUCAUUUCCUUCAUUUCAUUCGUUCUUGUUUCGAUCCCUAACUCAAUUUCUAUUCUGCAAGUUCAUUUUGAAGAGGUUGUCAAAUUCGUUUCAAAGCCAUCAACUUAUUUCACAUGCAUCAAUUCAGGCAUCAACAUCUUUGUCUAUUUGUUGUUGAACGCCGAGUUCCGGCAUCAAUUCAAGUAUCUGUUCUGUAACAGAAAACGGGUUGUCACUUAUGGAGAAGUUGAGAAGGCUUCAAAAGGGUCAAAACAACGACAUCAUGUUGAUUUAAUUGUUCAUUCGGUUCAUUCUUGUGCUUGA
This is a messenger RNA of Caenorhabditis briggsae, 1017 nucleotides long. Gene Ontology annotation, molecular function: G protein-coupled receptor activity. The transcript has 8 exons. The coding region runs from base 1 to 1017 and encodes 338 amino acids. Gene Ontology annotation, cellular component: membrane. NCBI's taxonomy places the organism in Eukaryota, Metazoa, Nematoda, Chromadorea, Rhabditida, Rhabditidae. The record is from RefSeq and is a predicted model, not a curated record. Gene Ontology annotation, biological process: G protein-coupled receptor signaling pathway.